CCCAGAAUAUACCCAUGCAGACACAGAAAAAACAUGCAAACUAUUAUACAAAAUGCGCUGCUGUUGAUCCUGGAGAGAGAUGUAAAGACGCUACAUACAAACUCUCUACAUGCAAUAAGAAAAAAAGUGGAUACAUUCUAAGUUUAAAAGACAAGACAGAUCAGUGGACGUGUGUGACCUGCAAUAAAACAAAUACUCCUUGUAGUCAAGGGAACAAAACUGCCUGUAUCAAACAACCUGAGACAAAUAUCAGUCUACCUGAAAUUAUUAAAGACGAGGAUGGAUUUAUUGAUCCUGCAAAAGCAUCAGACGCCUUGAACAAUAUGACGUCUCUGGUGAAGGAGAUGGAAAAAGAUAAACUCAGUGCAGUGAUUGACAUGGGGGAUGUUAUUGGUGUUCUCCAAAUACAAGCCAAUAACACAGAAACUGAAGACUUUUGCUACUCUUCAGAUCAGAAUGUGAUGAACAUUCUUGACUGUCAAAGUGACCUGGAGACAGAUUCUCCCUGGUCUGUAAAGAUUCCCAGUGAGGCCUUUGAUAAAGCACGUCUGGAAAGAAAUGAAAGGGCAUUUGUUGGAGUUUUGCGGUUCAGAAACAUGGGAAAUACGAAUUAUACUAAUAUUUUGAACAAUGAGAGUUACGGAAUAACGAUGGGGGCCAAAAUCUCCAAUCUUACCGACGAUAUUGAGAUGUCCAUUAAACAGAAAAAUAUGGCAAUAAAGGUUGGUGAAGCGUCCUGUGUUUCUUGGGAUGGCAAAGGAGAACUUAAAUGGACAACGUCCGGCUGUGAGACAGAGCAAAUCAACAACACCAUACAGUGCUCCUGCUCACAUCUGACGUUCUUUGCAGUGCUGAUGAUCCCUCAGUCAGAUGCAAAUGAAACAGCGCCGCAUCUGGAAUCAUUGACUCUCAUCACUUCUAUCGGCUGCGGAAUCUCCAUGUUUUUUCUGUCCAUCGCUUUAUUCAUGCAUUUCCUGCUGCGGAAAGCCAGAUCAAAUCAGGCCACGAAGAUCUUGAUGAACAUGUUUGUGUCUUUGUGUCUACUGAAUGCUGCGUUUUUGUCAAACGAGAGCGUCGCUAACACACAAGACAACACUGCGUGCGUCUUCAUAGCGCUGGUCCUGCAUUACUCCAUGCUGGCCUCAUUCACCUGGUUCUUCAUUCAAGCUCUUCAUAUGUACUUAUGGCUCAUCAGACAGAACGUCACCAUCACAAACUACAUGAGGAAGAUCACCGUGUUGGGCUGGGCAUUUCCCACUCCAAUAGUCAUAGCUAUUGCUUCUGUAGGAGAAUAUAAAACACUGAUCCUAAAAACAUCAUCUGAAAAAAUUUCACGAAUGUGCUGGAUUACAAAUCCUUACAUUCACUACAUAGUGAACAUCGGCUACUACGCUUUAGUUUUCAUCUUCACGACAGGAAUCUUCAUCAUCAUCGUCACUAAGGUCGUUCAGGCCAGAAUCAUAAGAGCGACUGACGGCAAGAGAAAGACGUUCAGAAAGCAGCUGAUGAUGGUGUUGAGUUUGUUCCUGCUCUUCGGUCUGACGUGGUCUGUGGCGUUCUUCAGUUAUGGAGCGAUGAUCAUUCCCUCAUAUUACAUAUUCACUGUGCUCAACUCGUUUCAGGGGUUUUUCCUCUUCCUGUAUUACUAUCACAUUCACAAUGACGUUGCUGGUCGUUUCUCUGAUGAUCCAAGAAGCUCCGGCUCCACUACAACCGUGGUUCAACCCAACAUGAAUGGUCUGGAAAAUGUCUACAAAUAACCUAAUUAAAACUUAGUUAAUUAAAAUUAGUUUCUUAGACAGCUGAUAAGUUAACAGUAGACUGCCAGAAUACUAGUACAGUCAUAUGUACUACAAUAUUCAGUACAGUUUAAAAUGCGUGUUUCAUAAUCUUCUGUAUGGUGAUGGGAAUUUAACUCAUAAUAUGAUCGUAAGCGGAAUCAUUAGCUUUUAAGAACUUAAUUUAACAUGUAUAUAAUAUUGUAACUGAAAGCUACUUUACAAGUCUCAUAUUUUUGAUAUCUGUAAGUUUAGGGUAACUGUAAUUAAGGUUAUUAAAUAGAUAUUGUUUGACUAACUUAUGAAUGUUUAAACUGUAAUGAACAUUAUUUCUUUCAUUAUUAGAAUUUGAUGUGCUAGGAGUAAAGACGUCAGAUCUUCCAUCUAGUGUAUUUUAGGUACAUAUUUCUGACAGCUAAACACUGAAAAUCAUUUAACAAUAUUAAUAACAAUGAUAUUGUUUCUUUUGCAGUGGAUAAUGUUAACCAUUUUCUGCAUGCAUCUGUUAAUUAAAUACAAUAUUUUAAAUUAACUUGAUUUAUUUUGUCGUCAUACAUGUA
Messenger RNA from Labeo rohita (rohu), 2338 nucleotides. Its product is annotated as adhesion G-protein coupled receptor G2-like. The coding region runs from base 15 to 1760 and encodes 581 amino acids. Gene Ontology annotation, cellular component: membrane. NCBI's taxonomy places the organism in Eukaryota, Metazoa, Chordata, Actinopteri, Cypriniformes, Cyprinidae. The transcript is spliced from 13 exons. Gene Ontology annotation, biological process: adenylate cyclase-activating G protein-coupled receptor signaling pathway; cell surface receptor signaling pathway. The record is from RefSeq and is a predicted model, not a curated record. Gene Ontology annotation, molecular function: G protein-coupled receptor activity.